CCAGCCAUCUCACCAUCUCGCUCUCCAAUCUCUGCUCCAAACACUUCGAUCACCAACACCGGCCAAGCAAGCAAGUCAGCAUGGGCAGCAACAAGGCCGCGGUGUGCGUGCUGUCGCUCGUCCUGUGCAGCCUACUCGCCGCGAACACGGCGGCGGCAGCGGCGGCGGGUUGCGACGCGAGCGCGCUGAGCCCGUGCGUGGGCGCCAUCAUGCUGGGCGGGGCGGUGACGCCGGAGUGCUGCGCGCGGCUGCGCGCCCAGCGGGCGUGCCUGUGCCAGUACGCGCGCGACCCGUCGUACCGCGGCUACGUCAACAGCCCCAGGGCGCAGAGCGUCGUCGCCGCCUGCGGCCUCCCCAGGCCCAAGUGCUGAUCGCCGCUGUAGCCGCGCGCGCCAUAUACAUCGACUCCGCCCUAUGUGGCCGGCAUUGCGCACGAUGCCGGGCACCGGUGGACGGUGGUCUACGUAAUGUAACGUGUGGUUAAUUAUACGGUCGACGACAUCAUCGAGCUGGCACGUACGUGCCCGUGUGUGCGUGCGUGUACGGUUGAGUUGUGGACGCCUAAAUGAGUGAAGUCUGUUUUGAACCUUGAGGUUGUAGAGUGUGAUGCAAAUAAACCCUCAAGUCUAAAUCCUUGAA
Molecule: messenger RNA, 639 nt
Organism: Triticum dicoccoides
Lineage: Eukaryota; Viridiplantae; Streptophyta; Magnoliopsida; Poales; Poaceae
Product: probable non-specific lipid-transfer protein 2
Exons: 1
Coding region: 81-371 (96 amino acids)
Biological process (GO): lipid transport
Source: RefSeq, a predicted model, not a curated record